Selaginella moellendorffii is the source of this 558-nucleotide messenger RNA. Its product is annotated as MADS-box protein 04g005320. Lineage: Eukaryota; Viridiplantae; Streptophyta; Lycopodiopsida; Selaginellales; Selaginellaceae. Bases 1 to 528 code for a protein of 175 amino acids. The transcript is spliced from 2 exons. Gene Ontology annotation, molecular function: RNA polymerase II cis-regulatory region sequence-specific DNA binding; protein dimerization activity; DNA-binding transcription factor activity, RNA polymerase II-specific. Gene Ontology annotation, biological process: regulation of transcription by RNA polymerase II. The record is from RefSeq and is a predicted model, not a curated record.
AUGGCCGACAAAGCCGACAAACCUGAUAAACAGAAAUUCAAGCUCAAACAGGGCAAGCAAAAGAUCCAGAUCGCGUUCAUCAAGAACCAGACGACGCGCAAGCAAACGUUCCGGAAGCGCAACGGCGGGCUGUAUAAGAAGGCUUACGAGCUCGCGGUGCUUUGCGGAGCCCAGGUGGUGGUCAAAGUCGACCAGAACGAGCCCAAAGGAAAAUCCGAGACUUUCCACUACUACUCCUGGAAGCCCGACCACGAGAACAAGAUUCCAAAGUAUAACGACGGGAGCUCGAGGACCAAGAGCUCGAGCAAGAGCAAGAACACGACGGUCGACGAGAAGUUCCCUCCUCCUCCUCCUCCUCCUCCUCCUCCUGCCAAUGAAGCUCCUCCCAAUCUCUUUGAGCAGCAGCAGCAAAUCUUUGACGAGGAUGAUGCGUCGCUCGUGGCGCUGCUGGACGACGAGGACUACGUCGAUGUCAAGGGGAGCAUCGACGAGAUCCUGGGAGAGGCACUGGGAAACGUCUUCUACUGAGAGUUAGAAAAGAGAAAAAUUUGUUACCAG